AAAGAUUUCUAAAAGAAGUCCAAAUAAAAUAAUUUGCAAAACAAUUUCCAAAUAAAUUUCCGGGAAUACUCCCUGAGGAAUUACCGGAACAAUGUUUUUCCGAAAACACAAAUUUCUUAUUUUAUAUUAUAACAUAGAAUCAGAAUCCCGAAGAGAAAAAUCGAAUGUUGUGGUCAAACCAAAAAUGCAAAUAUGUAUCCUGAUUUCAUAGCUUCAAUAAUUUAUAACUCAUAUAAUGCACAAAGCUUAUUCAGCUUAUUAGACGCAGUGGCUUAAUUUCCACAACAGGAGAGGAAAAAAAGACGCUAACAAUUGUUCUUUAAAACUAUUUUAUAAGGGUUGUUAUCAUGCAAUAAACAAAAGGGAUGUCACGAUGAAUACAAGUAACACGCAAAUUUAUGGAUAUUUUAUAGUUUAAGAGAUUUACACUUCUAAUAAUUGCUCUGAAAAUGUAUUCCUAAUCAAUGUAUUCAAUCCACAAAACAAAGGGGUGGUGAUGAUUGAAAAGCUCAAACUGAAUAUACAAAUUCCAUGUAUUAUACGUAACCAAGUUAUCAAGUUCUCAAACCUCACAUGGCGGGGAAAGUGUUAAGUUAGUACAACGGUUCGGAUUUUAAAAUGAAAAUGUCCUUUAAAAUAUAGCGCGUUUAAAUUUUCAGGCUAAUUUGUCCCGUGACGCAGUAUAUCAUUGUACUUAGAAAUUGAGGAUGGAUCGGUGUUUCUUUAUACAAAAAAAAAGCAAAAUAACCUGGAAGCCACUGAAACUGGCACCCCCAGGCACCCCCUAGGAAAAAAUCCUAGAUACGCCAAUGCCAGGAAAGCUGUUUUCGUCCAUGAUUCUCCAUAUUUCUGCGCGGUCGGUACUUUCGUAUGCCGCUUUGAAGUCGAUGAACAGGUGAUGCGUUGGGACCUGGUAUUCACGGCAUUUCUGGAGGAUUUACCGUACGGUGAAGAUAUGAUCCGUUGUCGACCGACCGUCGACCAAGCCGGCUUGCUAACUUCCCACGAACUCAUUCGUUUUAGGUGACAGACGACGGGAGAUGAUCUGGGAUAGCACCUUGUAGGCAGCAUUCAAAAUAGUCAACAGUUGACAAGCGCCCUUCAUUCGCGACAGACAUUCCUUCUCAACGCUCUCGUGCGUCAGUUUCUCUUUCUGUUGCGAAUAAAUUUUGCAUCGCUGCAAGAUGUCUUCGCACAGAAAAAAUACCCUAGUCGUGGACUUCGGCGUAUUACCGAAGCGACCCGGCUUACAACAAGUGGAAAAAUUCCUUAAGGAUUUCAUCAAAGUUGACCUGGCUGAUGUGAGGAACAUCCAGCUCCACAACAUCAAAAACUCUUUGUUCAUUGAGAUGAACGAUGCAGGCGUAGCCCCACGGCUCCAAAGGCAGCACCACCUCCAGCACUAUUUCACGAUCGAAGGAAUGAGAUAUUACAUUCCAGUAUACGUGGAUGGUCCCACUACUACUGUCCGAGUCCACGAUCUGCCACCUCAAAUGGACAACGAUGUUAUCUCCGACCAUUUGCAGCAGUACGGGAAAGUGAUCUCCAUACAAAAUGAAGUGUGGAAGAACUAUUUCUCGGGGAUACCGAACGGCGUGAGAAUUGUUCGUAUGCGGUUGGAUAAAGCAAUACCAUCGCAUAUUGUGGUAAACAGCCAUAGCACAUACGUUAGUUGUGCGAACAAAAGCAAUCAAACGACGGCUCGCGGCACCAAGAAGCAGCCACACACAACACCAUCCGACUUGGCUCAUGAACACGAUACCGACCAGAUCAACAACGACAUCGAAGACAACGAACUACCGUCCGCGGCGACUCAAAUUGAAAGCGACGAUGACCACAGCGACGACGAGAAUGCCAACAACAACGACCACGGAUGGAAGAACGAGAACGGUGGAACGACAGAAAGUACCGAUAAUGAUUCAGCGAAGCGGCGGUUGUCAACCGAGUCGAAUGGAACAAAGGAAGAAAAUACAGCAAAACGAUCAUGCAAUCAGUGCACCCAGAAAUCUGAUCCAGAAUGGAAAAUGAUCACAAGAUCGAAGAAAAAGUGACGUUGUAAAUAUUAAUAUUUUACGACACGAAUGCACCUUCGGUGUAAAGUGUCGCUAAUUAAAGU
Aedes albopictus (Asian tiger mosquito) is the source of this 2116-nucleotide messenger RNA. RefSeq lists its product as uncharacterized. Gene Ontology annotation, molecular function: nucleic acid binding. The coding region runs from base 1185 to 2051 and encodes 288 amino acids. The record is from RefSeq and is a predicted model, not a curated record. The transcript has a single exon. NCBI's taxonomy places the organism in Eukaryota, Metazoa, Arthropoda, Insecta, Diptera, Culicidae.